This is a messenger RNA of Penicilliopsis zonata CBS 506.65, 378 nucleotides long. RefSeq lists its product as hypothetical. The record is from RefSeq and is a predicted model, not a curated record. The transcript has a single exon. Bases 1 to 378 code for a protein of 125 amino acids. Lineage: Eukaryota; Fungi; Ascomycota; Eurotiomycetes; Eurotiales; Aspergillaceae.
AUGCUGAGGAUAGCCGCCCGCCGCCGGUCACCCUGGGGUGGCCACACAGACAUUGGCUCCGUGGUGCUUCCUUUCAACAUCGUAGGGGGCCUGCAGAUACUCCCGGCCGGAAACACCAACACGAGCGAGAACCGGCGCUAUAUCUGUCCAGAGCAGGGGUGCGCCGGGAUCAAUAUUGGCGACGCAAUUGUGGAGUGGAUGGGAGACGUGCUGCGCAGCUCGUUGCACCGUGUUGUCAAGGUGAUUCCCCCAGCGGUGGAAGGAGAACGAGAGGAGACACGGACGGUAGACGAAUGCAUUCUCUGGAGGACCCGGCACUUCGUAAACGGAGAGAAGCUGCAGACGCGAGGAGGAGGUUUGUCAGAACUGACCGGUUGA